Messenger RNA from Jatropha curcas, 4270 nucleotides. It is a transcript of the gene ATIM, whose product is annotated as timeless family protein. Gene Ontology annotation, molecular function: DNA binding. The record is from RefSeq and is a predicted model, not a curated record. Lineage: Eukaryota; Viridiplantae; Streptophyta; Magnoliopsida; Malpighiales; Euphorbiaceae. Gene Ontology annotation, biological process: DNA repair; DNA replication checkpoint signaling; replication fork arrest. Gene Ontology annotation, cellular component: replication fork protection complex.
CAGCCACAUCGAGUCCAGUCCCAAACUUUGUACUCGAAGUCGAGAGCGCGGGAAAAUUUUCGUCUCCAUUCGCGCCACAAAAGCCCUAAUCACAUUUCCGAUCUAUCUCAUUCGUCUCGUCAGUCCUUCCCUCUCGAUUUCUCAAAUUUUAUUGUUAUCGCAACUUAACUUCAGAUCUCAUAUCCAUUACUCUUCUAUCUCUAAAAAUUACAAUUAUUUCAAACUCCAAUCGUAUCCUACUCAAUUCCCCAGCGUUUGCCAAAAUGGAUAUGGAAGCUUUGUCUAUUAUAUGUGCUGGUCUUGGCAUCGCCGAAGAAGAGGAAACUGGCAAGCGCAUUGGCUACUCGAAGGGCGAGAACUGCCUAGAAAAUUUAAAGGAUUUGCUGAGAUUUUUAAGGCGGGAUGAUGCACAGACGCGAGAAGUAUUUAAGCAAAUUUGUAAAUGGAAGAUAGUGUCCAAGGAUUUGAUCCCUAUUAUUCAGUAUUGUCGAGAUGAUAGCAACCUGGUCUUAAAUGCCGUCAAGGUAUUGGUGUUCCUUACCAUGCCAAUUGAACCUUCAUCAAGCGAUAUUCCUCAGCAGAUCGAGUACCUUUGGGACUUGAAGUCUGCUAUUACAUAUAGUCAGACUGUUGGGAUUAUUGUUACACUGUUGGAAGGCCCACUUGAAAAUUUGGAACGCGAAUUAUUCACCGAGGAUGACUGGAAAUUGGUCCAACUGGUACUCACGCUGUUUCGAAAUAUGCUUGCCAUCCAAGACAUUUCAUUGCCGCAAAAAGUUGGGGGUUCUGCUUGCCAUCUUUUGUCUUUAAGAGAUAAAUUUCUGGAACUUUUGUUCCAUGAAAAUGUAAUGGAUCUUAUUGUAAUUAUAAAUCAGGAAGUUUGUGGUUCUCGUGGAUAUCUCCGUCAGGAUAACUUACUUCUGUUAGAAAUUUUCCAUUACAUUUUUAUGGGUCAAGAGCCAGAGAUGAUUGCCAAAGCACAUCUAAAGGAUUCCAAGGUGGGUGGAGACACCAAAGCUUCUCUUGACAGUCUGAAAUCCAUCAUGGAAGCAGAAGAGAAAAGAAAGCUUUCCGGACUACGGAACGUGGCGCGCCAUUCACAGUUUAGUGGAACAUUUACACGACUUACUAUAGAUGGCUCUAAAGCAGUAUAUAAAGGAAAUCCAAGUUCUGCUACUGAGAAUAUCCUGCUCAAACCUCAUAAAAUUCAAAGAAGUUCCACUAAAAAGAUUGUGUGGGAUCAUGGGAUAAUACCUUCAAUGAAGGCUGACAUUUUGGUUUUGUUGCAUGAUUUUCUGAACCAGUUUUUAUCAGGGGGUUACAAUGUUUUGAUGCAGACAAUUUGUGAAGACAUUGAAAAGGAGCAUCACGCAAUUCAGAAGAGUGAUAUUGUCAUUUUCUUCCACGUUGCUCAAUUUGUUACUUCCUUCCAAUAUAACAAGUUUUUGACUUACAAGCCAAGUGGAGAAAAAGACAAUGCUCACAGCUUUGCAAAUGAAUAUGCUGAUAGCACAUUGUUCAACGGUGAUAUGUGUGGACCAAUUGCAGCAACAAUGAAUGAAUCAAUGUUUUUACUUGUCACCUCAAGAUGGCGCAAUGCAUUUGAUGGCUUGAAGGAAACAAAUGAUUUCAAAUUUCUAUCUGCAGCAGGUUCUCUUAUGAAAAUUAUGAUCCGCAUGUUGGAUUUGGUUCUUAAGUUAUUGCCAGAAGAUUCUAGAGAGCCUCAGACAGCUCGCAUCUUGCUUUACAAGUUAUUCUAUGAUCAAACUGAUCAAGGGAUGACUCAGUUCCUCUUGAGCCUGAUCAAAUCAUUUGACACUCAUAAACAGUCAAAAAGUGAUCUUGCAGACUUGGUGGAAAUGAUUCAUGUAAUGGUAAGACUGAUGGAGAAUCUUCAAAGGCGUGGCACAUUAAGGGUUUCUAAGAGAUCAAGGAAGGUUAGAAAGAAGAAAGCACCAAUUGACAAGAAGGAAACUGAAAAUGGACUUUCUGGAGAUGAAGCUACCGUUCAGGACCAUGUCGUUUCUUCUAAUGCAGAAGAAUUAAAUGACCAGAGCAUAUUGCAAGAGAAAAUUCAAAAGAAAACAACCCUUGAUAAUCAAGAAAAUGUCAAUAAUGCUAUUCUGGUUGACAAACCUGAGACAUCUGUCCCAGAGAUGGAAAAUCUUGCUGGGAAUCUUCCUCAAAUAGAUAAGCAAAUUCUUGAUGAGGAUGAUCUUAAUUGCAGCUCGGAUGAUUCUUCUGGUGAUGAGCAGCCCACUUCGACUUUUGAAGUUGACUUUAAGGUCUCCACCUUAAUAUCAGCUUUUGCAAACCACAACAUUAUUCGGAAUUUGUGCUGGUUGCUUAGGUUCUACAAGAGUAAUUCUAUCAGUAUGAAUCACCACAUCAUUUGCAUGUUGCAGAGGAUCACUGAUGACCUGGAUCUUUCUCCAAUGCUAUAUCAGUUAUCACUGCUAACAACAUUCUAUGACAUCCUGGACGAGCAGAAGUCUUGUCCCUGCAAGGAAUAUGCAAAUAUAGUUGAUUUCCUGACUAGUUUGGUUAGAAGAAUGCUAAGAAAGAUGAAGCAUCAACCCCUUCUAUUUGUGGAAAUUCUCUUUUGGAAGUCCCGUAGGGAAUGCCAGUACAUUAAUGCUGAAUAUUUAUUGCAUGAGCUUGGCCAUAUAAAGAAGGAAACUAGAAAAUGGGGAAAUGUUUCUGAUGAGGGAGGAAAUGGAUCAACGCAGGCAAAUGGAUGGACUCGCAGUAGCUUAGCAGAUGCACUGGGUGAGGAUGAAGCAGAUGUCGUAAUCUCUCAUGAACCACAUCAGAAUGGAGGAAAUACUGUGGAAAAUGAAACUGAAAGGGUUUCCAAAAGAAAGAGGAGACUCGUUCUAACUGAUGAAUUGGAGAUGAGAAUAAAGGAUCUCUAUGACAAAUAUAAGGAUGAUAGUAAUUGUAGUCGUCUGAUUGCGGAAUCCCUGGAUUCCACUGGUCAUAUUUCACCUGUGCAAGUUUUCAACAAGCUCAAGCAGCUGGGAUUGAAAGUUGUACCGAAAAAAAGGAUGAGACAUGCUGAUAGAACAUUUUCUUCUACUUCCUCUCAACCUGAGGAGAAAGGAAGGAUGGCAGAAAAAGAAAAUGAUCUUAAUAGCUCCGUUGAUGUUGAUAGAACCUUGCUGAAGCAAUCCUUGACUACUAGGAAAAGAGUGUCUGCCUUCAGCAAAGAUCAGGAGGAAAUGAUUAGAGCUUUAUUUGAGCAGUUUAAAGAGCAUAAAAGGUGCAGCUAUAUGAUUGCAAAUGCACUGGCUGCUGAUAAUUCUUUCACAGCUGCACAAGUUUCCCGAAAGCUCAAGCAACUUGGCCUGCGCGUUCCUCGUCAGAAGAAGUCUGAAGCAAAAUUACAUCUAAGGGAUGAGGAAAUAAAUGAAUUUUCAAUUGGAGAAAGACAGGAUUCCGAUGAUGAAACAUUGUUAUCGUUGAGGAAGAGGAAAAGAAACAAGGAUAAUUGUAGAUCUUUAAGUGAGCUGUCCAACACAGGAGAGAGAUCCGGCAACUCUGAUGAUGAACUCCUAAGCUCUGUUCUAAGGCAUAAAAGCAAAGGUGAUGACAGAUUGUUUAAGGAGGCACAGAAUAAUGAGGGAGAUUUAUCUGAUAAUGAAAUUUUAGAUUCUGUUCUCAGUAAAAUGAGGAAGCGGCAUCCAAAAGCAGAAAGUAAAAUGAUCGCAACAUCUAAUACGGAAAACUCGAGUGAUGGAGUUCCUGAAGAUAUUGCAGAAAGGGACGUUGAAAGGAUUUACGAGGACGUAGCUCUCGACAUCAGACAGGAAGAUGCUUCAGAACCUGAAGGAAUUGGUAGCAUCAGUAAAAAUACCUCAGACAAGCAUUAUUUAGCACAUCAAGAAAUGGAAGAAGAUGCACUGGCAGAUUUCGGGGAUGAUGAUGCUGAACUGGCAGCUGAGUCGGCAACUAGAACUACUCCACUUAGGAGAAAGCUGAGGAUGGACAAAAACGUCAUGUGCUGUCUGCGGUUUGAUUCGCGUUUCCUUCCUAUGCUUAUCUCUAAUUUGGGCUCUUGAUCAGAUUACUCCCACGAGAUAAACAGCAUUUUAGAAUCACAUGCAAUAGGAUAUAUUUAAUGGGCCUCCAUGAGUUUAGGCUUUCUUCUAUUACUGUGGGCUUUAAAAUCAAAUUAGCCGAACGGCAUGAUGAACACGCCGCGGGUUUUAGUUUGAAACGAUUUCUUUUUCAUCCUGGAAAAUUAACAGAAAAAGGAUAUUUCAAGGAA